This is a messenger RNA of Planococcus citri (citrus mealybug), 1441 nucleotides long. RefSeq names its product high affinity copper uptake protein 1-like. NCBI's taxonomy places the organism in Eukaryota, Metazoa, Arthropoda, Insecta, Hemiptera, Pseudococcidae. Bases 218 to 844 code for a protein of 208 amino acids. Gene Ontology annotation, cellular component: plasma membrane. Gene Ontology annotation, molecular function: copper ion transmembrane transporter activity. The record is from RefSeq and is a predicted model, not a curated record. The transcript is spliced from 4 exons. Gene Ontology annotation, biological process: copper ion transmembrane transport.
ACUUUGUUGAUAUUUUGAUCAUCACCAUUUUACCUGAUAAAAACAGUUGUCAGUUCAGCUCGCGAUUUAUUAGAUUUAGAAUUUGGUUUUGUUAUACUUUCGCUUUCAUGCAUAACAAUGAGUUUUACGUUCGCGAUGAUGUAUUUAUAAAUGCUGAAAUUGUAGUUUUGUCGUUUUAUGCUUCAGCUUUUCACAAACGAUAUAAAAGUGCUAUAAAAUGAUGCAGAAUUCGUUCUGGUUCGGUUACACUAUUGAUGAAUUCCUUUUUCCAGAUUUUGUAAUUACAUCUCCUUUAAGUUUGUUUGCAGUAUGCAUUUCUACAGCAAUUCUAGUAAUCGUGUACGAAUCACUGAAGACAAGCAGAAUCAUUAAAACUCUGAAAAGUCAAACCUCGUCUUCCGUAUCUUUUUUCAAAUUGGCUUUUUCGAAGUCUACUGAAAAAUCAACAUUAUUAGAGGGUCGCGAACAUCUCAGACCUUCCAGAGAAAUAUGGAGAAUAAGCGAUCUAUUUUCACAUUUUUUCGAAUUACUCGUUGGUUACAUACUAAUGCUUAUAGCUAUGACAUAUAAUGCUUACAUAAUGAUCUCCAUAGCCGUAGGAGCUGGAUUAGCUUACCUAUUAUUCGGUUCCGUUCUGUUUAAUGUAACAGCUCAAGUAGUUGCAGCAAAAAUAUGCCAAGGUUGCCAAAUAAGAAAUGCUGAUGGAGAAUCUACUCCAGUUAUUCAAGCUAGUAAUGAAGAACGAGCUAGUACCAGUGCAGGAGAUGUGCCUAACGACAACGAGGAUACAAGUCCUACGGAAAAGACUGCGUACACAACUGUUCAGAUUCACUCGUGUUCGUAAUUAUUUCAUUUUGUUAUAAUAGACAGAGACAGAUCCAUGAUUAGCUCAUCAUUUUGUUGAUAGAAAAUAUUCGUUGUUAUUUUAUAACCACUGGUUGCUCGAUAAUACCUAGGUACACAAAUUACGGGUAUUUGAGUGCUCAGAGUCUUAGAUAUCGAAUUCUCGAUAGAUUGCCCUAUUUCAUAAUUAAUUAUUAUUACUAUUUUCGGACUAUUGACUUUCACUUUCACACAUUAUACAAUGAAAUAAUUUAAAUUUCGAUGUGAUAUCUUUUUUACCAAAAAUUGAUUCUAUAUUUUUAUAAGAAUUUUAGAAUGGCUUUUUGAUUUUGAAGCAAUAUUUACCUUUUUUGUUCAUUGUCAAUAUUUUAGCUUCUAAUAUUCUCAAUUUUUUAUAUUAUUUAUUUUAUAUUUAUUCGUUAUUUAUUACAAAGUUUUGAUUACAUUGUGAUGAGUUUACUUCCGAACCUUUUCUUAGAAUGUUUGAUUAUAAACCUGUCAUUGAUUUUUGACCUGUUACCAAUUAAUUUGUAAUGUAUUGUUAUAGAUUAUUCAUUCAGUUAUUUUAAGUGAAUAGAAAUUGAAAUAUACUUUUUAA